GGGAGCAUGCGGAGCUUAGACAGGUGUUGAGGGUUUGCGCAUCGCUCUAGAAAUCGUUGGGUAUGGACGGAAACUGCAAGACCACCAACGCAAUCCCACUAUAGUUUCACAUGUAUUCAGCAAUAUUGCUGUUCAAAAUAAGGAAUAUAAUUUUCUGUGGAAAUCAAUCAAACGGCGCAAUGGUGCAUCAUUCGGGGUCUAUUCAGUCCUUCAAGCAGCAAAAAGGCAUGCACACGAGCAUCAGUGAGAUCCUGAGGGAGAAGACACUGAAGCCGUCCCGUCGCAGCUUGCCCUGUCUGGCCCAGAGCCAAACGCACCCUCUGAACCUCAACCACUUCCUGUCCGUGCCUCUGAGUCCAGAGGUCAAACACGAGGCUGUCCCUGUCCUGACACACAGCCUCAGCCUCAGCUCCUCCUGCACUGUCCUCCCCCCCCAGACAGAAACGAUCAAGGACCUCUAUGAGGAAGAGUCGGAAUCUAGUUCCUGUAAGGCGAGGGCAGACGAUUAUAGUUCCUGUAAGGAGAGGGAAGACGAUUCUAGUUCCUGUAAGGCGAGGGCAGACGAUUCGUUUAUAAUACAGAAACCUGUCAUCCGUGCAAAGUUAGAGGCCCGCACUGAUUCAGUUCAGAGCAAAUACAAACAAGCCAACUCAUCAGGACUCCUGUUCAGGGAUGGGAUGAAGCGUAUCGACUACAUCCUGGUCUACAAGAAGUCAAGUCCUCAAGUGGAAAAGAGAUGCACCUUUGAGAGGAACUUGCGUUCUGAGGGCCUGAUGCUUGAGAAGGAGCCCUCUCUCACCAACAAUGACAUCAUGUUUGUCAAGAUCCAUGCUCCUUGGGACACUCUCUGCAAAUAUGCAGAGCAGAUGAACAUCCGGAUGCCAUUCAGAAAGAAAUGUUACUUUACCGACUGGAAGAGCAAAGCUUUGAGCAGCAGGUUCCGCCAGAGAUGUCGUCAGAUUAGGAGCUGGCUCCCUAAGAACCCCAUGAAGCUGGACAAAGAGGCCUUGCCUGACCUGGAGGACACCGACUGCUACACAGCCCCCUUCAGCAGAGCGCGCAUGCACCACUUCACUAUCAACAACAGGCACACGUUCUUCUCCAACUCCACCAGAAGCAGGAUAGUCCACCAUGUUCUGCAGCGCACCAAGUAUGAGGAUGGGAAGCCUAAGAUGGCUCCUCCCCUCUGUUGUCAGUCUCUCCUUAAUUAUUAUGGUCACCAUGACCGGAUCAUGAUUGCCCAGUCUCUGAACUCCUGGGAAGGUAUCAAUCGACUACUGGGUAAUGGCACAUAUGAGGCUGCGUUUCCUCCGCACGAGGGUGGUUACAAAAGCAAGCACCCCAUUAAGACCCACGGGGCACAGAACCACCGGCAUCUGCUGUAUGAGAGGUGGGCUCGCUGGGGCAUCUGGUACAAAUACCAGCCUCUGGACCUCAUAAGGCGCUACUUCGGAGAGAAGAUAGGCCUGUAUUUUGCCUGGCUGGGCUGGUACACUGGCAUGCUGAUCCCCGCAGCCCUGGUCGGUCUCUUUGUCUUCCUUUAUGGCCUCUUCACCAUGGACACCAGCCAAGUCAGUAAGGAGAUCUGUGAAGACAACACCACAAUCAUGUGUCCCAUGUGUGAGGAGAACUGUCCUCCUUGGAGACUGAAUGAUAGUUGUGUCUAUGCAAAGGUGACCUAUCUUUUUGACAACGGGGGAACUGUGUUCUUCGCGAUAUUCAUGGCUAUAUGGGCCACUGUGUUCCUGGAGUUCUGGAAGAGGAGGAGAGCUGAACUGACUUAUGAUUGGGACCUCAUCGAUUGGGAGGAAGAAGAGGAGGAGUUGAGACCCCAGUUUGAAGCCAAGUACUCCGGAGUGGAGAGAGUGAACCCUGUAUCCGGCAAGCCUGAGCCCUUCCAGCCCUUCACAGACAAACUCAGCCGGCUCAUGGUGUCUGUGUCUGGAAUCUUCUUCAUGAUUUCCCUUGUUUUGACAGCUGUGUUUGCCGUGGUGGUUUUCCGACUCAUCGCCAUGGAGAAGUUUGCAUCGUUUGACUGGGAGUUUGUGAAGAAGAACUGGCAGUUUGCUACUUCUGGCACUGGUGUCUGUAUCAACUUCAUGAUCAUCAUGUCUCUGAAUGUGGUUUAUGAGAAGGUGGCUUAUCUGCUCACUAACUUGGAGCACCCACGCACAGAGUCAGAAUGGGAAAACAGCUUUGCACUCAAGAUGUUCCUCUUCCAGUUCGUCAAUUUGAACAGCUCCACGUUCUACAUUGCUUUUUUCCUUGGAAGGUUUGCUGGCAGGCCUGGGAAAUACAAUAAACUAUUUAAUAGGUGGAGACUGGAGGAGUGCCACCCCAGUGGAUGUUUGAUCGACUUGUGCCUGCAAAUGGGAGUCAUUAUGGUUCUGAAGCAGAUCUGGAACAACUUUAUGGAGUUAGGUUAUCCUUUGCUGCAGAACUGGUGGUCUCGCCGGAAAAUAAAGAAAGGAGGGCAGAAUGUAGAGAACAAAGUCCAACUUCCUCAGUGGGACAAAGACUGGAACCUGCAACCAAUGAACGCCCACGGUCUCGUUGAUGAAUACCUAGAAAUGGUUCUCCAGUUUGGCUUCACCACCAUCUUUGUGGCUGCCUUCCCGUUGGCACCUCUCCUGGCUUUGCUUAACAACAUCAUCGAGAUCCGCCUAGACGCCUACAAAUUCGUCACUCAGUGGAGGAGACCUAUGCCUGCCCGCGCCACCGACAUAGGCAUCUGGCAUGGCAUACUUGAGGGCAUCGGCGUGCUGGCAGUCAUCACUAAUGCCUUUGUCAUUGCCAUCACCUCCGACUACAUCCCUCGGUUCGUCUACGCCUUCAAAUACGGGCCGUGUGUGGACAAGGGCUACCGCCACGAAAGGUGCCUGCGAGGUUACAUGAAUAGCAGCCUGUCGGUGUUCGAUAUGGGGGAGCCUAAGAACGGCAGCCAGGUCCAGACCAGGUUCUGCAGGUACAGGGACUACCGGGCACCCCCGUGGAGCCCAGUGCCCUACGACUUCACUCUGCAGUUCUGGCACGUCCUGGCCGCCAGACUAGCCUUCAUCAUCGUCUUUGAGCACCUGGUGUAUGGGAUCAAGUCCUUCAUUGCAUACCUGAUCCCGGACAUGCCCAAGGGCCUGUGUGAGCGCAUGCGUCGGGAGAAGUAUCUGAUGCAGGAGAUGAUGUACGAGGCAGAGCUGGAGCACCUACAGAAGGAGAGGAAGAAGAACGGCAAGCGUUAUCACCAUGAGUGGCCUUAGCUUGACCCCCCCCCUGUCCUCACACACACACACACACACUGUCCUGUUCCUCACUCAC
This is a messenger RNA of Osmerus eperlanus (European smelt), 3312 nucleotides long. It is a transcript of the gene ano3, whose product is annotated as anoctamin 3. Gene Ontology annotation, cellular component: plasma membrane. The transcript is spliced from 26 exons. The coding region runs from base 111 to 3254 and encodes 1047 amino acids. Gene Ontology annotation, biological process: chloride transmembrane transport. Gene Ontology annotation, molecular function: chloride channel activity; protein dimerization activity. NCBI's taxonomy places the organism in Eukaryota, Metazoa, Chordata, Actinopteri, Osmeriformes, Osmeridae. The record is from RefSeq and is a predicted model, not a curated record.